AUGACUUCAGUCGCGUCAAACUCCUCCAUCGCUUCCGCCCCUUCGUCCACACAGCUCCUUUGUCCUCUCCUGGACACCAUGCGAAAUCACACCCGCAGCAAUGACACAGGGGUCAACAUGGUCGUGGUAUGUGUUCACGGCGUGGUCUCCUGCCUGGGUAUUCUGGAAAACGCUCUCGUGCUUUGGGCGUUGGGUUUCAGGCUCCGACGCAAGACCGUUGCAUCCGUGUGGGUCCUGAACCUGGCGCUGUCGGACUUCCUGGCCACCCUUACCCUCCCGCUUUUCACGCACUACCUGAAAGUGGGCCACACCUGGGAGUUAGGCCAGCCCCUUUGUUCCGUCCAAUCAUCUAUCUUCUUCCUCAACAUGUUUGUUUCUGCCUUUCUGUUAGCAGCCAUAUCCAUCGACCGCUGCCUCCUGGUGGCCUGGCCGGUGUGGAGUCAGAAUCAUCGUUCGGUGGCGGGAGCCUGGAAGAUAUGUGGGCUGGGUUGGUUAUGGGCAGCAGCUAACACCUUUCCGUACUUCCUCUUCCGCUCGGUGACGAUGAGGAAGGACGGACGCAAGCUCUGCUAUCACAACUUCGCCCUCUACUCCUCGCAGGCCACGUUAUCCGCGAACUGCGAAGCACGACAGGCGGCCACCGCUGUUUCAAAGACUCUGCUAGCGUUUGUGAUACCGUUUCUUGUCAUUGCCGUUAGUUACGCCCACUUCGGACGUAGGUUACAAGCCCGCAGAAAGCGACGGUCGAGCAGACAGCUGAGCUUGGUUGACCGCAGCAGAAGCAUGAUCAAAUCGCCUUUCGGCUCCACCCCCUCCUCCCCGACAUCUGACAGCGCUGAGCAGCUCUCGCGUAGCUUCACCAAGAUGGUUGCCACGGUGAUAACUGCUUUUGCUCUCUGCUGGGCGCCCUACCACAUCUUCUGUCUCUUGGAGGUGGCCGCCCAUUACAGGGAAGACUACAGAGUUCUGGUAGAGGUGGCGUUACCGUUAGCGACGACCAUCGCCUUUCUCAACCCGGUGCUAAACCCAGUCAUCUAUGCCUUCAGCUGCCCACACUUCUGCACGAGGAUUCGUCAGAGUUUGGGGGCACUGUUUGAGGGGCUUGUGGAGGAGGCAGGACCUUUGACCUUCCCUAUACAUCGGUCCAACAAAUGGAGGGAUCCAAAAUCUCCGGCCUCCGUGUCUCUGCCAAGCUCACCCAACACCCCAACCCCACAACGAGUCCUGAACUGUUCGCAGGGUUCAAUUAACCUCUACAGCCUCAUAAAGAAUGAGACAGGGGAAAAACAAACAGAGCAGAAAGAGGGGAAGGUGUGA
This is a messenger RNA of Chanos chanos (milkfish), 1317 nucleotides long. Its product is annotated as prostaglandin D2 receptor 2. The transcript has a single exon. Gene Ontology annotation, molecular function: complement receptor activity; G protein-coupled receptor activity. Gene Ontology annotation, cellular component: plasma membrane. Bases 1 to 1317 code for a protein of 438 amino acids. The record is from RefSeq and is a predicted model, not a curated record. NCBI's taxonomy places the organism in Eukaryota, Metazoa, Chordata, Actinopteri, Gonorynchiformes, Chanidae. Gene Ontology annotation, biological process: inflammatory response; complement receptor mediated signaling pathway; phospholipase C-activating G protein-coupled receptor signaling pathway.